This is a messenger RNA of Aspergillus calidoustus, 381 nucleotides long. Lineage: Eukaryota; Fungi; Ascomycota; Eurotiomycetes; Eurotiales; Aspergillaceae. The record is from the annotation of a GenBank genome assembly.
AUGGAAGGCCAGGACGUGGUGAUUAGUAUGGUUGCCAUCUUCGCAACGAGUUGCCAACUGAUACUGGUCGAUGCGGCCAUAGCCGCUGGCGUGAAGAGGUUCCUCCCCAGCGAGUUCGGGCCUCCCUCGCGUGACGAGCAGUUUGCUGCUCUGCAUCCCGCGCUGCCACCCAAGGUGGCUACGGUUGACUACCUGCGGUCAAAGGAAUCUCAGAUAUCCUGGUCUGCUCUCAUUCCCGGUGCUUUCUUUGACUGGGCGAUGAGGAUCGGGCUGUUUGGCUUUGACAUCAAGUCCAAGGAGGCCACUCUAAUUGAUGGUGGCACUACUGUUUUCACUGCUUCAACCCUGCCGAACAUUGCAAGAGCAACCUGGCAACGCUAG